Messenger RNA from Cheilinus undulatus (humphead wrasse), 6915 nucleotides. It is a transcript of the gene tfcp2, whose product is annotated as transcription factor CP2. The record is from RefSeq and is a predicted model, not a curated record. Gene Ontology annotation, molecular function: DNA-binding transcription activator activity, RNA polymerase II-specific; RNA polymerase II cis-regulatory region sequence-specific DNA binding. Gene Ontology annotation, biological process: regulation of transcription by RNA polymerase II. Gene Ontology annotation, cellular component: nucleus. The coding region runs from base 391 to 1881 and encodes 496 amino acids. Lineage: Eukaryota; Metazoa; Chordata; Actinopteri; Labriformes; Labridae. The transcript has 16 exons.
UACGGCAGCUCCUUUUCCUGACGAAGCUAGAUAAACAAACAAAAGCGAGAUAUUAUAUUACACUAAUUUAACUUUCUGUAAUAAUAUUUAUGGGUCUCUAUUUAUAUAUAUGUAUACAAAGAUAUUUUUGUUUAAGUGAAUUAUAUAAAGCUAAAGCAAAUAAGGGCUUAGCAUCCUAACUGCUAAGAUAGCCUGAAGGCUAUGUGGCUAACUGUGGUUAGCUCGACAUGUUAAAUCUAGUGGUGGGGUGAAGGAGCGCGACAUGAUGGCAUGAAACUGUCGCAGUGUUAGCGAGAAGCUACACUUUUAUAUACAGAUUGUGGGAAAGAGGUGAAACUUGGCGAAAGUUUUGACCAAAACUGCACUCCGAAAUAUCUUCUCAUCACCACCAUGGCGUGGGCUCUGAAGUUGCCUCUCACGGAUGAAGUGAUCGAGUCCGGUCUGGUCCAGGACUUUGAUGCCAGUCUGUCGGGUAUCGGACAGGAGCUUGGUGCUGGGGCUUACAGCAUGAGCGAUGUUCUCGCCCUCCCCAUCUUCAAGCAGGAGGAGUCCAACUUGCCUCCUGACUCUGACAACAAGAUCCUUCCCUUCCAGUAUGUUCUGUGUGCAGCUACCUCGCCAGCUGUUAAACUGCAUGAUGAAACACUCACCUACCUCAACCAAGGCCAGUCCUAUGAAAUAAGAAUGCUUGACAAUCGGAAAAUUGGGGAACUUCCAGAAAUCACUGGUAAAAUGGUGAAGAGCAUCAUCCGUGUGGUGUUUCAUGACCGACGGCUUCAGUACACAGAGCACCAGCAGCUGGAAGGCUGGCGCUGGAACAGGCCCGGUGAUCGUAUCCUCGACCUGGAUAUCCCCAUGUCCGUCGGCAUAAUCGACCCCAGGGCUAACCCUACUCAGCUUAACACUGUGGAGUUCCUUUGGGACCCGUCAAAAAGAACCUCAGUUUUUAUCCAGGUACACUGCAUCAGCACAGAGUUCACCAUGCGUAAGCACGGGGGAGAAAAAGGUGUGCCGUUCCGCAUCCAGAUCGACACGUUUAAACAGAACGAGAAUGAAGAGUACACAGAACACCUCCACUCUGCCUCCUGCCAGGUCAAAGUCUUCAAGCCUAAAGGUGCAGACAGAAAACAGAAGACGGACAGGGAGAAGAUGGAGAAAAGAGCACCACAGGAAAAGGAAAAGUACCAACCCUCCUAUGAAACCACAAUACUGACAGAGUGCUGCCCCUGGCCUGAGGUCACAUACGUCAACAACUCUCCGUCUCCUGGCUUCAACAGCACACACAACAGUUUCCCAGUCGCAGAGGGAAAUGGAUCACCGAACCACCAGCCUGAGCCUGUUGUUCAGGUAGUAGAUAAUUUGUUACCGACAGCAAGUCCACAGGAUGCACAACAGUGGCUGCUUAGAAACCGCUUCUCUCCCUUCUGUCGGCUCUUUACUAACUUUUCAGGGGCUGAUCUUUUGAAACUGACCAGAGAAGAUGUAAUUCAGAUCUGCGGUCCGGCUGAUGGUAUUCGACUCUUCAAUGCACUGAAGGGACGGGUGGUACGCCCGAGGCUGACCAUCUACGUCUGCCAGGAGUCCCAGCAGGCUCGAGAACAGCAAACGAAACAUGAAAACGGAGAUGCUGCUGCCAACACUUUCUUUGUUUAUCACGCCAUUUAUCUGGAGGAGCUCACAGCUGCUGAGCUGACAGAGAAAAUCGCUCAGCUCUUCAACAUCUCACCCAGACAGAUAAAUCAGAUCUUUAAACAAGGACCCACAGGCAUCCAUGUACUGGUCAGUGAUGAGAUGAUUCAGAACUUUCAGGAUGAAGUAUGUUUCGUAUUGGACACAAUGAAAGAUAACACGAAUGACGGCUACCACAUCAUCCUGAAGUGAACACUGGGCAGGAGAAAAGAUCUCUUCUUCACACCCGAUCCAGUCAGCCCCUCUAAAGCUUCUAGCUGUUCCUGGAAGAUGCGGAGUUGUCCCAGAAGUCCUCCUUGUGGCUACGAGGAGUGAAGCGUGACUGAAGCACACGGCCCUCUCCUCACUAAACCUUACUGUCUUACUUUAUAGGGAGUGACUGUUACCCUCGUGAAGUAACGUUCUCCUUCUCGCCCUGCCUCUGUCUCCCUUUAAAAGCUGCGUUCUCCUCUGUCGCUUAUGUCUCAUGGAAGAGGUUAGCGGCCCUGCAGCUGCUAUUGCUCUUUAUUUGUUAGCUGAGCAUCUGGUGUGCCAAGACUUUGUGCUUCAGGAACAGUUUGUUGUCUUUUAGCAACCAACAGCCCUAAAGGAAAAUAAAACAAAGCGACAAAAAGAGACAGACUGUGAUAGUACUCGACUCUCAGUCAGAAAUGCAGCAUGAUUUCUGAUCGUCUUGCCAAGUUUUAUUACAAGAAUCCACUCAUGACAGUCUUUCAAAAAUGUAGUAUAGCCAACGCAAUCAUGCAGUCGCACAAAAGAGCCACGAGAGGAAAGAAAAGCAGCAUCAUGACGGACUUAAAGGGAAAAUGUUGAAAUCCAGCUGUUCUUUGUAACGUGUGUGAUUCCUUUAAAAGCUAACGAUGUUAGCCUGUGGCUGGUUUGAUCUGUUACUUAAAAAAAGAAAAAAAAACUUUUUUUACAUGACUCCCAAACUCUGUUUGGUCGCUUUAGUUAGUGUAGGGAUGUAGACUGUGUUAAAGGAGUUGACAUGGCAUCUUGCGUUGUGCUUUUGGAGCCUCUGCUUUGACAUUUGGGCGUCACUUUUUUAACCAGAGGUGAAUAUGAAGACAAAAAGGAAUAAAAUAGUAUAAUUAUAUCCUUUUUCAGUUGACAUGGCCCUGCCCUAAGCAUGUCCUGCUUUAUAUGUGAUUCUACUUGUAUGUGUAACUAGGGAUGCACAGAUGCAUCGGUUUGCCUGUUGUACUCUGUUGACAAACAUCUGUAAUAAUGUGAGCAUGAAGCGUUGUCAGCAGAUGUUUAUUUUGUAGUAUUAGGGUCAAGCUGACAUUUUAGCCACGUUUCCAUCAUGUCCAGUUUGAGUAAGUACAGUUUGGUAUGGUUUGAUACUUAAAACUCCCAAAUAGUUUGUUUCCACAGACACUGGUACCCUCACUUUGUGGGUGGACUGUAGAGGGUAUGCAUGUGAUAUCGCAGUGGUCAAGAGCCUCCAACUGCUUAGUUUAAGAAAAUUUGUACUGGUGACAGAAAUCAGUAGGGCAUAAGCAGCAAACAUCUUUAUUUCAUCUGAAAACUGCUGUGUUUUAAUACAUCUUGAUGAUGUUAACAGCGGUCAGUACAGAUCCUCAGCUGAUGGAAUAUGUUUGUAGAAAUGUUUGGAGCCGUAACGGUACGUUAAUAAAGACAAGAGAUAAAGCUGGGCUAGUAAUAAAUAUAAUCUUAACUAAAAUCUAUUCUCCUUCAUCAUACCUUAAGGAAAAUGAAGACCUAAAAUUUCAGCACAUUAACCAUACGGUAAAUAAUAUCUACGGUGACAAGGCAUCUAAUGACAGUGGGUUAUCUUCUUUAGCUGUACAAAUAGUCCUGCGAUCUCUUGUUAACACAGCUGGUUUUGUAUGGAAAAAACUAAAAGAAUUGUCAGGUCCAUCAGUAUUUAUCACAGAUUAGAUAAGUAGCAUUUGUAAAUUAACGUGAACAUUGAAUUCUGACGAUAUUUCUGUGAACAUUUAAUAAAGUGAACGUAUCGGACACUUUAACAGUUCAUUCAACAUAAUCCUACAGUUGAGAGUUGUAUGAUGAGAAUUCGUCACACUAAAAAUAAACUCAAGGUUUAGCGAGUGUUUAAAAUCAGGGGUACGUUAUCAUUUAAAAUAGGCUAUUCUGAAGUUUUGCACAUAGAUUUAACAACCACAGAGCGUUCUUAGCGCAGGUAGUAAAAGUAAAUAAACUAAUUACUACAAUAUGGAGAAUCAACUGAGCUAAAGCUUCAUAUUAGCAAAACUUGAUCACUAAUUUAGUUUGACAUCCAUCACUGACAGUCUGCUUGCUGUACGUUUAUAUGUCCAUAUAAAUGUCUCGAAACCUGAUUUGUGACCAUAUAUUGAUGUCAAGAGUCUAGGAAACAGCAUGGAUCUCUAUUGAGUCCAAAUAUCCUAAUUUAAGGACGUAAAAGUCACCUGUUUUCACCCACUCCUUAUAAGGCAGACAGUUGUGUCUUGCAAUGUUGCUGCACUUGCAGUAUGUCUGAAAGUGACGUCAGUGAAAACCCUCUAUUCUGUAUGCAGCUCAACUUUUUUGGGAUGAAUAGGUAAGCUUUGCACCCCUAAUGAAGGAUGCCAAAAAAGUGGGACAGUACGCGUUAACCUUUCAAACUUUUGAUAAUGGAAAUGCUAAUAAAAGCAUACCAUGCUAUACCAAACUGAACUGGACCUCUCAGUGAAAACUGCCUGUUAGCACAUCUAACAGCUGAUUCAGAGACGUGAUGUAUCAUUGGGCAGAAAAUGGGACCUUUCGGGCAAACUGAUCUGUUUUUGUUGUCAAGCAUAAGAGAGAAUUUUUGCAUUUUCUUGGCUUUUUUAUUACCAAGAGAGGGUAGUAAACAGAACAUAAGUACUGUUAUCAGCCCUGACUUUUACAAUCGAUGCAUUUCUGCAUAUACCUAAAAUUUGCCAAAAGUGAUUGCAGGGCCUUUUAUUUACAAAAGCCCCUUGUGGACAUGCAUUCCAGUGUUUCCCCACACAGAGUAUACUCAGAUGGGUCACCCAUGUAUAUUUCUUCAACAUCUUCUUUUAAAACUCAUACAUUAUCCCCAUUGCAUGAGAGAGAAGCAAAGACAGUGCAUCCCUCCAGUAAAUGCAUGUUUAAGGAGCGGGCUUAUGCUAAAACUUCAGCGUCUAAUGCUGCAGUUUUAACGUUUAUUUCUGAUGCUGCUGAUAUUAACCUGUUAGUAAUGCACUCUAGCAUGAUAGUUACAGUAUGCUAACUCACCUAACCUUCACACAAGCAGCUCUUCUGCAUUGAUUACAGCUCAUCAAGUGAGGCAUUUCAAAAAGCGAGUGAUGUCUUUGAGCAUCUUUAUAAAAAGUGCUGCUGAUGUAUACCAUCAAAUGAGCAGCAGUACACAAAAUAAACGAACAGUGAGCAGAGAUGGAAUGACCCCUUCUCCCACCCUUAUCGAAGCAUAGUAUCAUUCUGUGGGAAAAGCUGCGUUCAUACAACUUAAUGUACUCUGUUUCCCCCUGAUAGCAAGAAAUUUUGGUUGUUUCCUCGAGAUCUUGACUUGUUUAUCUUGAGAUAACAGUGCUGGUUUUCUGUGAUACCAAGUUAAAGUUGUUUUCUUCAUGUGUCCACUUAUUUUUGUCAUUAUCUCAGGGUAACAAAGCUGUUUUUUCGCCAUUAAUAUGGUUUAAUUUAUGUCUUUAUCUUGAGCUUGUUUUCUCCUGAUAAUGCAAUUUAUUGGCAGUGCAGGAAAUGAAACUAUUGGCUGUUGACUGUGAUAGGCCAGAGCAUGCCAUGACAUGCUGCCAUUGCCCACGCUAAUGACUUGAAGUGUUACCUAUUUCUGCAGCUGUUUUAACACGCAGUGCUGAAAAUUUCAGGCAGGUUAUCCCUAUUAUCUUUCGGAGUUGCUCGUCAACACAGGCCCCUCCAGAGUUUCCUAAAAAGCAUUUAUAUUAAUUUCCCAGCACCAUAAUAUUAUGUAAUUUUACAGUGCAUUACGGCAUUGCAGAAGCGGAAGAGGGCACAGCGUAACAGUAGCCUUAUAUACACACAGUCAGACUUGUACUGUUUUCCCCUGCUAGCUCCACUGAUCCUGUCUUGCCUCUGUUAAGCCAGCACAGAUAGGGAAUCCCUUCUCUCCACUACACCUCCCUGACAUUCAUAUUGAAGGGGAAAUGUCACCAGAAUGUGAAUAUUGCACCUUUAAAUGAAACUGCACAUUGUAAAGCGCUGUUUUCCCCUGCUGGCUCUGCCAAUCCUGUCUUGUUUCUGUAACAUCUGUUACUACCUCCAAAGCCGGCACAGAAGGGGAUCCAUCCGUCCCCCCUAUUGUGUCUAAGUGACAGUCAUAUGGAAGGCGAAACAUCGCCAGGACAUGAAUAUCGCACCUUGCACUUGCAUUCAUAUUAGACAGUUAAUUUACUCGGAUGUGGCAGGAAAAGUUCCAGGUAAAGUCAGGUUUAAAGCUUUACCUGUUUGCAUUCACACAUGCAGCACAUCCUGAAGAUUUCUGGAAACUUUAGUGAGUUUCCCAGCAUGUGUGAAAUCACUGUAUUAUUGUUUUGUGCUGUUGCAACUCUGGGGAUACGAGAUACGGUUAAGAACUUGAGAGAACAACCAGAAAUUAUCACAGGAAAAUGGAGUAGAUAAAAAAUAUGGAUGCAUGUCCACCAUGGGCUUUUGUAUUUUUUGUAUCUAGUUUGAUACACCUGGUCAUCUUUCUGCAAAGAGUGCGGGAUUAUCUGUUUAUUUUUAAAAACAGGGGGGUAUGUCAACCUCUUUUACACAGUCUAUAUUUAGUGCUCAUUCUGGCCCUCUUGGUUGUUACUUAAAAAUCAUGAAUGAUAAUGAAAACAGUCUAUGUUAGUGAUAACUGUUGCAACACCAGCAAACUCUCCCUGGUCCAUGUGCUUCCUAUCCCUGUCAGCUUAUUUAGCAUUUCAUGAUGUUUUUGCCAUUUUUUCCCAGCAUUAUGUGUAAAUAGAUAAUUAUUUUAACAUACUUUCCCAUGAAACCCUGCAUUACUUUUGCUGUUUUUUAAUUCAUCUUUACAUCCUUGCGUCUCCUCCUCGUUUUCUCUGAAUGUUACCACUUCCGAUUACUAAUACAUGUAAUGUGAUGUUGGGCGCACCAGAGCUGCAUGUGAAAAGAUGUGGUUAGUCUGUGUUGUGUCCUUUGUACUGCUUACAUGAAAUUGAUAGCUUGACAUAUUAAGUAUCCAUCUUUAACCGACCUGAUCAGCAUUAUUAAAAUUUUUACCCACGUUAU